Emys orbicularis (European pond turtle) is the source of this 5706-nucleotide messenger RNA. RefSeq names its product vir like m6A methyltransferase associated (gene VIRMA). NCBI's taxonomy places the organism in Eukaryota, Metazoa, Chordata, Testudines, Emydidae. The record is from RefSeq and is a predicted model, not a curated record. The coding region runs from base 18 to 5546 and encodes 1842 amino acids. The transcript is spliced from 25 exons. Gene Ontology annotation, cellular component: RNA N6-methyladenosine methyltransferase complex. Gene Ontology annotation, molecular function: RNA binding.
GCUGCUGUUGAGCAAAGAUGGCGGCGGACACUGCAACGGAGCUGCUGUUUUUAGACACUUUCAAGCACCAGAGCGUGGAGCAAAGUACCAAUAUAGAUGUAGUUCGUUUUCCAUGUGUGGUUUACAUAAAUGAAGUACGUGUCAUUCCUCCAGGAGUAAGAGCUCACACAAGUUUGCCUGACAAUAGAGCUUAUGGAGAGACAUCCCCACAUACAUUUCAGUUAGACCUGUUUUUCAACAAUGUCAGCAAGCCAAGUGCCCCUGUUUUUGACAGGCUGGGAAGCCUUGAAUAUGAUGAGAACUCUUCAAUUAUCUUUAGACCCAAUGCAAAGGUCAACACGGAUGGAUUGGUCCUAAGAGGCUGGUACAACUGUCUGACAUUAGCAAUAUAUGGAUCAGUUGAUAGGGUAAUAAGUCAUGACAGAGAUUCUCCUCCACCCCCUCCACCACCACCUCCUCCUCCCCAGCAACAACCAGGUUUGAAAAGAAACCCAAAACAUGUUGAUGGGGAGAAAGAAGAUCAGUUCAAUGGGAGCCCUCCAAGACCACAGCCCAGGGGACCAAGGACUCCUCCAGGCCCUCCACCUCCUGACGAUGAUGAAGACGAGCCCAUGCCUGUGACAGUGGCUGGGGAAAAGGAAGAUGAUGUUGAUCACAGGGAGGACUACUUUGAGCCAAUUUCUCCUGAUCGAACAUCCGUUCACCAAGAAGGCCAGUACUCUGAUGAAGGGGAGGUAGAGGAGGAGCAGCCAGAAGAAGGGGAGGAUGAGGAGGAAGAUGUGGAUGUUGAGGAAGAUGAGGAAGAGGAUGAGGAGGAUGGCCAUACAGUAGAGAGUAUUCCUGAGGAAGAAGACGAGGAGGAGGAGGAGGAGGAAGAUGAAGAAGAGGAAGGUGAGGAGGAGGAGGAGGGUGAAGGUGAUGAUGGCUAUGAGCAGAUUUCAAGUGAUGAAGAUGGAAUUGCUGAUCUGGAACGUGAAACAUUUAAGUAUCCAAGCUUUGAUAUUGAAUAUACUCCUGAGGAUCUAGCCUCAGUGCCACCUGUGACAUACGAGCCUUAUGAAAGAGAGCUUGGACCUCUUUUGUACUUUAACUGUCCUUACAAGACCAUAUUUGAGGUUGAAGUUGGUAAGAUAAAGGAUCAAGAUCCAGACAAGGAAAAUUCAGGGGCAGUAGAAGCCUCAGUUAAGCUAACUGAACUCCUGGAAUUAUAUCAGGAAGAAAGGGGUGCAAAGUGGGUUACAGCUUUAGAAGAAAUUCCAAAUUUAAUAACAAAAGGACUAAGCUACCUGCAAGUGAAGAACACAAAACAGGACUAUAUUACCCAAUUAGUAGACUGGACAAUGCAGGCUUUAAACUUGCAGGUAGCUCUCAGGCAGCCUAUUGCUUUGAAUGUCCGACAGCUUAAAGCUGGAACAAAAUUGGUGUCAUCGCUAGCAGAAUGUGGGACUCAAGGAAUCAUGGGACUCUUGCAUGCAGGAAUUAUUAAUGCAUUAUUUGAACUGUUAUUUGCAGAUCAUGUUUCAUCUUCCCUUAAACUUAAUGCUUUUAAAGCUUUGGAUAGUGUUAUCAGCAUGACUGAGGGAAUGGAAAUGUUUUUAAGAGGUGGGUUAGAGGUACAUGAAAAAAGUGGUUAUCAGAAACUCUUGGAGCUCAUACUAUUAGAUCAGACUGUGAGAGUAGUCACUGCAGGUUCUGCAAUUCUGCAGAAAUGCCAUUUCUAUGAGAUUCUGUCAGACAUUAAAAAGCUUGGUGACCAGUUAGCAGAGAACACUCCUCCCCUUCCUAAUCAUACGGAGUCUGAGCAGGAACCAGACCUUGGACUUGAGAGAACCAACCCAGAAUAUGAAAAUGAUGUGGAGGCGCCUAUGGAUAUGGACCAUCUUUUGGAAUCUUCUAAUAUCAGUGAAGGAGAGGUAGAAAAACUUAUUAGCCUCUUAGAUGAAAUCUUUCAUUUGAUGGAGACUGCACCACAUACAAUGAUUCAGCCACCAGUAAAAUCUUUUCCAACAAUGGCACGCAUUACAGGACCCCCAGAAAGGGAUGAUCCUUAUCCAGUCCUUUUCAGAUACCUUCAUAGUCACCAUUUCUUGGAAUCUAUCACCUUGCUACUAUCCAUUCCAAUAACAAGUGCUCAUCCUGGUGUGCUUCAGGCUGUCAGAGACGUGUUGAAGUUCCUGGGACAGUCACAAAAAGGUCUCCUCUUCUUCCUGUCUGAGUAUGAAGCAACAAACCUGUUGAUUAGGGCGCUGUGUCAGUUUUCAGAUCCAGAUCAAGAAGAAGGUCUCCAAUCAGAUGGUGCCAGUGAUGAUGCAUUUGCCUUGUGGCUCCUGCAUUCAACACAGACAUUGCAGUGUAUUUCAGAAUUAUUCUGCCACUUUCAGCGGUGCACAGCCAGUGAGGAAACUGACCAUUCGGACCUCUUGGGAACAUUUCAUAACCUUUACCUGAUUACUUUUAACCCUGUUGGAAGAUCUGCUGUAGCUCAUGUGUUCAGCCUUGAGAAGAACCUCCAGAGUCUUAUUACUUUAAUGGAAUACUAUUCCAAAGAAGCUUUAGGUGAUUCCAAGUCCAAGAAGUCGGUUGCCUAUAAUUAUGCAUGCAUACUUGUUUUGCUGGUGGUUCAGUCUUCCAGUGAUGUCCAAAUGCUGGAACAGUACUCAGCGCCUUUAUUGAAGCUUUGUAAGGCAGAUGAAAAUAACACCAAAUUGCAAGAGCUCUGCAAGUGGCUUGAACCUUUGAAAAAUCUUAGAUUUGAAAUUAAUUGUAUCCCAAAUCUCAUUGAAUAUAUUAAACAGAAUAUUGAUAGUUUGAUGACCCAGGAAGGAGUUGGUCUUCUUACUGCACUCCGUGUUCUUUGUCAUGUUGCAUGCCCACCACCUCCUGUUGAAGGUCAACAGAAGGAUCUUAAAUGGAACCUUGCAGUUAUUCAGCUCUUUUCUGCUGAAGGAAUGGACACCUUCAUUCGUGUUCUGCAAAAGUUGAACAGUAUUCUUAUUCAGCCUUGGAGGCUCCAUGUCAACAUGGGAACCACACUUCACAGAGUUACUACCAUUUCCAUGGCGCGAUGUACACUUAAUCUCCUUAAAACCAUGUUAACUGAGCUCCUGAGGGGUGGAUCUUUUGAAUUUAAAGACAUGCGUGUUCCUUCAGCACUUGUUUCUUUACAUAUGCUUCUGUGUUCUAUCCCUCUCUCAGGCCGUUUAGAUAGUGAUGAACAAAAAAUUCAGAAUGACAUUAUUGAUAUUUUAUUGACCUUUACCCAGGGAGUUAAUGAAAAACUUACAAUCUCAGAAGAAACUUUGGCCAAUAAUACUUGGUCUUUAAUGUUAAAGGAGGUCCUCUCUUCAAUUUUGCGAAUUCCUGAAGGAUUUUUCUCUGGACUUAUACUGCUUUCAGAAUUGCUGCCUCUUCCAUUGCCCAUGCAAACAACUCAGGAGCUGAAAUGGCUGCAUAGAGAUGUUUGGACUUUUCAAUGUACAUUAGUACCGGAAGAGGUUAUUGAACCACAUGAUAUAUCGGUAGCACUCAACACCAGAAAACUGUGGAGCAUGCAUCUCCACGUUCAGGCCAAAUUGCUACAAGAAAUAGUUCGAUCAUUCUCUGGUUCAACUUGCCAGCCUAUUCAGCAUAUGCUGAGGCGUAUUUGUGUUCAGUUGUGUGACUUGGCAUCACCAACUGCUCUUCUUAUCAUGAGGACUGUAUUGGAUCUGGUUGUAGAAGAUCUACAAAGCAGUACAGAAGAUAAAGAGAAACAGUAUACUGGCCAGACUACCCGAUUACUUGCUUUACUUGAUGCCUUGGCUUCACACAAAGCUUGUAAAUUAGCUAUUUUGCAUCUAGUUAAUGGAACUAUUAAAGGCGAUGAGAAGUAUGCAGAAGUUUUCCAGGAGCUGUUGGCUUUAAUGAGAUCUACUGGGGACAAUGUUAUUCAUCAGCAAUGUGCUGAAUAUGUAACAUCCAUUUUGCAGUCCCUCUGUGAUCAGGACAUAGCACUAAUUUUGCCAAGUUCCUCAGAGGGAUCUGUUUCUGAAUUAGAACAGCUCUCCAAUUCAUUACCAAGCAAGGAAUUGAUGUCCUUAAUCUGUGACUGUCUGAUGGAAACACUUGCUAAUGCAGAGACCAGUUACAAUUGUCUCCUGACAUGUAUCAGGACAAUGAUGUUCCUUACAGAGCAUGAUUAUGGAUUCUACCACUUAAAGAGCUCUCUAAGAAAACGCAACCAUGCUCUGUAUACCGUAUCAAAGCGAGUAAUAAGUAGCUUUAGUAAGGAUACAGGUGAACUGGCCUCUUCUUUUUUGGAUUUUAUGAGACAAAUUCUAAACUCCGACACACUGGGAUGUUGUGGAGAUGAUGGAAGUCUUAUGGAAGUAGAUGGUUCCCAUCCAGCCAGAACACUGGGUCUUACUACUGCAGAGUUAAAACAUUUAUUACAGAACAAAGAAGAAACUCCAGAAAAUUUGCUCCUUGAACUGGAGAAACAUGUUUUGGAACGUUCUAAAGAAGAUGACAGCCUUGAAUCCUUAUUGGACAAUGUAGCUGGACUUAGGCAGAUGCUGGAAUCAGCAGGCGAUCCUUGUCCUCUGAGUGACCAAGAUGUAGAACCAGUUCUUUCUGCACCAGACUCUCUCCAGAAUCUGUUUAAUAAUAGGACAACAUAUGUGUUGGCAGAUGUGAUGGAUGACCAGCUGAAAUCUAUGUGGUUCUCACCAUUCCAGGCUGAAGAAAUUGACACUGAUCUGGAUAUGGUAAAGGUAGACUUAAUUGAACUGUCAGAGAAAGGCUGCAGUGACUUUGACUUGCAAGCAGAACUGGAGAGAUCAUUUUUGUCAGAACCUUCAUCUCCUGGUAGGACAAAAACCACAAAAGGGUUCAAACUUGGCAAACACAAGCAUGAGACCUUUAUAACUUCAAGUGGAAAAUCUGAGUACAUAGAACCUGCAAAGAGAGCACAUGUUGUGCCACCUCCUAGAGGAAGAGGCCGGGGAGGAUUUGGACAAGGUAUUCGACCACAUGAUAUCUUUCGUCAAAGGAAACAGAAUACAAGCAGACCACCUUCUAUGCAUGUGGACGAUUUUGUUGCUGCAGAGAGCAAAGAAGUGGUCCCUCCAGAUGGGAUACCACAACCUAAAAGGCCACCAAAAGUAUCCCAGAAGAUAUCUUCACGUGGCGGGUUCUCAGGGAAUCGUGGAGGACGGGGAGCUUUUCACAGUCAGAACAGAUUCUUUACACCGCCUGCUUCAAAAGGAAAUUACAAUCGUCGUGAAGGAGCCCGGGGUUCAAGCUGGAGUGCACAAAAUACACCACGGGGCACCUACAAUGAAAGCAGAGGGGGUCAAAGCAAUUUUAAUAGGGGCCCCCUGCCACCAUUGAGGCCAUUAAGUUCUGCAGGCUAUCGACCCAGUCCUCGUGAUCGUGCUUCCAGAGGCCGUGGUGGAAUUGGACCAUCUUGGGCGAGUGCUAAUAGCGGUGGUAGCGGUGGCUCAAGAGGAAAGUUUGUUAGUGGAGGCAGUGGAAGAGGUCGUCAUGUACGUUCCUUCACACGAUAAAAAUGAGACCUUACAGAACAAACCAGCAGGGUGAACUUCUCAUGAUGAUGACAACAAAAAGAGGCACUAAAGGACCAAUUUAGACUUACUGGUAUCUGAAGACAGCGAGAGAAUAUUUUUGUCCGAAGAAAGCAGUUUUUGUUUGAAACAAGACUUGAAA